Rotaria sp. Silwood1 is the source of this 570-nucleotide messenger RNA. The record is from the annotation of a GenBank genome assembly. Lineage: Eukaryota; Metazoa; Rotifera; Eurotatoria; Philodinida; Philodinidae.
AUGGCAACAGGAAAUAAAUCAAAUUUAUGUUCAAUAUGUAAUAAACCUGCGGGAAAAUAUUUUUGCACCGGAUGUAGAAAAUAUUUUUGUCCAAAGGACUUUAAAGAACAUAAACAACAACUAUUAAUUACAUUUGAUAAUGAAAUAGUAAGAUCACAUGAUGAACUUUUUGAUCAAAUACAAAAAUUAGAAAAAUCAAAUUAUUUAUCAUUAACUCUUUUUGAUCAAAUUGAACAAUGGAAAAAAACAACAAUUAAAAAAGUAGAAAAAGCAGCAGAAAAAAUUCAUCAUCAACUUAUCGAAUUACUUCAUAAACAAAGAAUUACAAUAAUAAAACAACUUGAACCAAUAACACAAGAAAUUCGUGAUCGUCGAGAAGAAAAUUUUUUUGAAAAUGAUAUUGAUGAACUUAAACAAAAAAUUAAUGAAAUUAAACAAAAACUUGAACAAUUUACUGAAAAAGAUACAAUGAAAUCCAUUAUUGUUAGUAAUGAUCAAAUUGAUUGGAAUCGGCUCAUUUACAUUCAAGAACAACAACAAAACUGUAAGUAUAUGGCACUAGAAAUAUAG